This is a messenger RNA of Exaiptasia diaphana, 2700 nucleotides long. Its product is annotated as lachesin. Bases 17 to 1864 code for a protein of 615 amino acids. Gene Ontology annotation, biological process: cell-cell adhesion. The transcript is spliced from 9 exons. The record is from RefSeq and is a predicted model, not a curated record. NCBI's taxonomy places the organism in Eukaryota, Metazoa, Cnidaria, Anthozoa, Actiniaria, Aiptasiidae.
UUUUCUGMAUUUUUCCAUGAUGCAUGUUUUCGUAAUUUUAGCAGUCCUCUCGUCUGUUGCCUAUUCUGCCAUUCAACUACCUUUAUUGUUGCGAGCAGUUGGAACAGACGUAGUAUUUCAGUGGAACUCCACAAAUGUUAUCGCUACCGUAAAAUGGGGAUUGGUAGAUCCUAAAAUCAGGAUUUUCAGAAAGGUAUUUAUGGCGAACGCAGAAAUCAACCCURCACUAGCGAACGAUCUUAAAGCAAGAGUUAGCUUCGUUGGCAAUCUYAUGGCAGGUCAUGCCUGGUUUAAAAUAACAAAUUUAGCCCUUAGUGACACCAAAGACUAUGGCGUAGUAAUACAGGAACUAAAGCAAGGACCUCCUGAAUCGAUGCAAAGUGUGCACUUGAAAGUCAUAGACGUAAUACCCCGCUUUAUCAAAGUCCCACCAAGAGUAUUGUACGUCCAAUUAGGUGAAGCUGCUAUUUUUGAAUGGAAUUAUAUUUCUGGAAACAAAACAAAGAUCUUGGAUCCUCUGUCGCCUCGUUGGGAGGUGUAUAAUAGUGCCAAUGGCUGGAAAUCAAUCGGUGCAGACGUUAGUACAUUAGAUUGGCAAUGGAAACUYAGUCCAUCUUGUCCAGAAAGACUGCGGAAUCCUACAAGAGUGAGCAAGGCUUCGACUGCCAACCUUGUUCUAUAUAAUGUAACCAUAGCAGAUAGUGGAAUCUAUAGGUGCAAUCUAACAUUAAGACAUUUACGUCCAAUAACAAGUAUGACAACACUGAUGGUCACAGCUCAACCACAAUUCACUUCUGCACCAUCGCCUAUAGUAAAUGUUGCUGAGAAUAAAGAUGUUCAGCUGUCUUGUACAGCAGUUGGUCCCCCGACGCCAAAUGUUACAUGGGUUCGCGUACAAGAAGGUGUUGAAAGGGUAAUGGUUGCUCAAGGACCUGGCAAUGCAACCCUAAUAAUACUAAACAUCAAACGAGGUCAGAAAAGAACGUACGAAUGCCAUGCGGCAAACAACCCAAACCAAAAACCUGUUAGCAUCCAGACGACGAUAAAUGUCAUGUAUCCACCAAAGAUAGACCAUUCACGUUCAGACAAUAUAAUAACAUCACUGAGUUACGGGUCCACUCGACUACGUUGUGCAUUCAGCGGAUUCCCUCUUCCAAAUAUCACGUGGUAUAACUUCAAUGGACAACCAAUCGUGCAAAACGUGACGUCUUUUCCUGGUUUUAGUGAGUUGUCAAUCAAACUAAAAAAYAUGCAUGCUUCUGCAAGAUUCAUGUGCCGUGCUGAAAACACUUUAGGAUAUACUGGCCACAAUUUGACUAUAAUAGUUAAUGAACCUAAAGCUGAACAAUGCGGCAAAAUUUCAGAAAAGGGAGCAAUCGAUUUUGUUUCAUCGCCAGUAUUCGUCGUCUGCAUUGGUAUCAUCAUUGCAUUAAUUAUUGCCAAUGUCAUUUGCGUAUGCCUCAUUACCAAGUUCUUUCAUAAGAGACGUGGUAAAAGCAAAGAGAGAGAAGACUCGUUCCAUCAGGGAGUACUGAAUAUGUCARCAAUUCCCGAUACACAUUCUCCUCCGCUAUCGGAACAUGGUGUAUCUAACAGGAGUGCAGAAGAAAGAGGCGAGACAGUUUACGAACAGGUUCCAGAAAUUCCUGCUGUGAGCGAAGCUAAUAACACAAGCAAUUCACUAGCUGGUACCUACCAGGAACUCAACGUUUUGCAGCAAAGUUUACAUGAUUAUCAGAGUCUUGAAGGCAUGCGAUCAGCCGUUCCUAGUAGGCCUCAAUGCUCAAAAUCUGAAGUAGAAAAUGCCUACGAACCUUUGAGGAAAACCAAUAAGCCUCAUUAUGAGCAAUUUCGCCGGGCGUAAGAGUACUUUUAAGUAAAAACGUGAAUUCUCAAUUCUGUUCGUGUCUAUACGAAUAGCCAGAUAUUAUCAACAACAUUCAGUUAAUGCUGAUAUGCCAUGCCAUCCCUAAUACAAACGGUAGACUAAUGAUAUAUAUCGUACGUUUUAAUCAAAAUUGACCUCUGAGGCCAAGAAAAUAAAUCCUUUUCCAAAAUACAAGAGAGAUGCCUAUAAAAUAAUUUUUUAUUGAUAAACGUUUCUUCUUCUAAUUUGAAAUCCUUACCCAGACAAGAUACAUCUAAAGCUAGAAAGGUCAUUCAUUCAGUUUCGUAAGCAUACUGCUCAAAACUACAUUCGAUCUGGACAUGCGCGUGCUUCUGAUGAUUAGAAAUGCAUUCCGAUGAGAUCACAGAUACCACAUUUAUAAACGAGUGGCUUUUUGAUGAUAUAAAAUCGCAAGUGGACAUUUGGACUUCCUGUCAAGUUACGUAUUAAUACAGUAAACCCAAUACCUUAGAGUGAUUUUCAUUAACCCGCGAAACACACUUCAGCGUAUUUAUCGCUAUUAAACUUUGGCUCUUUUGUUUUUUACUGUCUCUACGCGACUAUUACGAUCUAUUACACUCUAAUUAUUACACUUUGUUUCACGGGUUUAUGAAAACCACUCUAUUCGUACUAAUUAUCGCAAGUCUUCAAUAUCGCGAAAUUAAAAUCUCGCGAAAAAAGGAUACGCGAAAAUUAUACAUGCGAAAUUUAAUAAUCUAUAAUUGCUUUAUUCAUUUCACUUCUUUAUAUGAAAAUCUUGAUUGUAAAUCGAUUAUUUAUUAAGUAAUCAUCCAAUAAAAUAUUUUGCACAA